Messenger RNA from Nelumbo nucifera (sacred lotus), 2921 nucleotides. RefSeq names its product putative carotenoid cleavage dioxygenase 4, chloroplastic. Gene Ontology annotation, biological process: carotene catabolic process. Gene Ontology annotation, molecular function: carotenoid dioxygenase activity. Gene Ontology annotation, cellular component: chloroplast stroma. The record is from RefSeq and is a predicted model, not a curated record. NCBI's taxonomy places the organism in Eukaryota, Viridiplantae, Streptophyta, Magnoliopsida, Proteales, Nelumbonaceae.
AAUACCUACUGGCACAGACCAAAACAAUCGGUUUGAAAGGGUAAGGAUCUGCUACCAACUAAAUGAUCCAACACUAUUACAACAUAUGACUCACUGCAAUGCACAUUGAGAACAUCUCUCUUAUAAUUCAUAUAUAGAUGUUCCCGAUUUACGGCUGCCAUCGCAGUUUGGAACGAUGUGGGGACCGUUGUUGGUAGCUGAUCCGAACUUAGUACCAACUUACCAUCUUCGUUUCUUUCACUUCUCAUUAGAUCCGGAUUGAUAUUCGGGAGUCGGGAUGGAUAAUGUUUUCUCCAUGUGAGCCGUGGACCACCAGAUUAACUCCUGAACCAGAGAGCCUGUGUCUGAGAUAUCCCACGCGUCACUUGUGCACAUGGCCCCACUUUCACUCAGAUUUUUUCUUGUGGACGAUAGUUACACGUGGCCCCACUUUCAUUUUCCACCUUUCGUGCCUUCGUGGAGUGAUUCUAUAUUCUAUUCAUGGCAAAUGAUUUCAUACCCACAAUUCCAGUCUAAUAAAAUGCUCCAUGAAUGCAGAGACAUUGGAUGUAAGGACCCAAAUUUUCAAAUUUUCAUAAUGGUACGUUUUAGAGCUCAUGGACUAGCUCACUAGCCUUGAAAAGCUAUCUGUUUCAUGCAAACAUUCACCCUCAGCUCGUUUGCAUCCAAAAAUUAAAUAAAAUCAAAUUAUCUAGACCUUUCUCUGUCUCUCUCUCUCAUUCAGCAACCAUAAAUAGUUCAUCAUCUGAAAUGAAAUCUGUGUCAUCCGAAUUUCUGAACACAAACAGAGAAAGGAUGGAUGCCUUCUCAUCCUCUUUCUUCCAACACCCAAAUCUCCUUCUCUCUCCUCCUCCUAAUAAGUCCACCACUGCAACAGUUACCUCUCCUCACAGUCCGCUCUUCACCAUCUCCGCAGUUAGAAUUGAAGAGAGAUCCCAGAGCACAACAAAGACAAAGCCAGCUACUCCACGCCAGCCUCAGAAACCAGAAACCCCACUCAGUUCCACCACCACCACCACCACAAGAAUUGCUUCACCUACCACCUCACCUACUACAAGGAUUCAGACUCCUCCGGUAGGCACUACCUCUGCUACUAGAAGAACCCCUGAGUUGUCUAUUCCAUUCACCAUCUUUAAUGCAUUCGACGACAUCAUCAACAACUUCAUCGACCCUCCCCUCCGCCCCUCCGUCGACCCAAAAUACGUUCUUGCUGACAACUUCGCUCCCGUCGACGAGCUUCCCCCCACCGACUGCCCCGUUAUAGAAGGGAAGCUUCCACCGUGCCUCAAUGGCGUCUACAUCCGAAACGGUCCCAACCCACAGUACCUUCCACGUGGUCCUUACCACCUUUUCGAUGGCGACGGCAUGCUUCACUCUCUCCGCUUUUCCGGAGGCCGUGCCACCUUCUGCAGCCGCUACGUCAAGACUUACAAGUACAAUGUCGAGAGACAGCUCGGCCAUCCCGUGCUGCCAAACGUUUUCUCAGGCUUUCAUGGCCUCACAGCAACUGUCGCCCGGGGAGCAGUUUCUGCCGGAAGAAUCCUUACAGGGCAGUAUAACCCCAUUAACGGCAUCGGUCUUUCCAACACGAGCCUUGCCUUCUUUGGAAACCGACUCUUCGCUCUGGGCGAGUCAGAUAUUCCCUACCAAGUUCGAUUGACUCCAGAAGGAGACAUCCAGACUAUUGGACGUUGGGACUCCGACGGCAAACUUUCCAUGAGCAUGACGGCCCACCCGAAGAUAGACGCCGACACCGGCGAGGCCUUCGCAUUCCGGUACGCCCCUGUGCCACCAUUUCUCACCUACUUCUACUUCGAUGCGAACGGGGUGAAACAGCCGGACGUGCCCAUCUUCUCCAUGACCCGUCCAUCGUUCCUUCACGACUUCGCCAUAACAAAAAAGUACGCCAUCUUCGCUGACAUACAGAUAGGGAUGAACCCAAUGGAGAUGAUCGUGGGAAGCGGGUCUCCAGUGGGUUCAGACCCCGCGAAGGUAUCUAGAAUCGGCGUGAUUCCACGGUACGCCAAGGACGAGUCCGAGAUGAGAUGGUUCGACGUACCUGGCUUCAACAUCAUUCACGCCAUCAACGCGUGGGACGAAGAGGACGAGGACGCAAUAGUCUUGAUCGCGCCUAACAUCUUAUCGGUGGAGCACACCUUGGAGAGAAUGGAACUGGUUCACGCUUUGGUGGAGAAGGUGAGGAUCGACCUCAAGACCGGUAUUGUGUCGAGGUUCCCCGUGUCGGCGAGGAACAUAGAUUUCGGGGUGGUUAACCCAGACUUCACGGCGAAGAAAAGCCGGUACGUGUAUCUCGGCGUUGGGGAUCCCAUGCCCAAGAUAUCGGGGGUGGUGAAACUGGACGUGUCGGGGGAGCAGCGCCAGGAUUGUACCGUGGGAUGCCGGAUGUUCGGGCCGGGAUGUUUUGGGGGAGAGCCGUUCUUCGUAGCGAGUAACCCCGAAAGCAGGGAUCCGGCCGAUGAGGACGACGGGUACGUGGUGUCGUACGUGCAUGAUGAGAAUUCCGGGGAGUCGAGGUUCUUGGUGAUGGACGCCAGGUCUCCGACGCUGGAGGUUGUGGCUGCCGUGAAACUUCCCCGUCGGGUGCCCUACGGCUUCCAUGGCCUCUUUGUAAGUGAGGCGGAUCUCAGAAGCUGUAAAGUGUAAAGUCAAAAAAAUAAAAAAAAAAGUGCAAAUAGGAAGAUGUGGAAGGAUUGGAGAUGUUAAUGGGACCUACUGUUAGACAAUUAAUUUGAGUGGAGAGAUAUACGGAUGCGAUUGAAUGAUGAAUGGUGAUCAAUCAUCAUCAAAUCCACCCAUUGGAAAUGAUAUUGUAACUAUAUUUUCAUAUUUUGUAAAUACUUAGAAAAAAUGAGGGAGUCACAUUUGCACCUUAUAAAUUAUCAUUCAGAUAUUAUUAUUCA